GAACUGCAUUAACAGCACACCCACAUGCAGUCCCGAUUCUGCCUCCCCCACACUCACGCCCCUCGCAGAGCCAAGAGGGGCGCGUGCCAAGCCGUCGCCGUCGGCUGCUGCGAGGGACUGCGGCGCUAGGAAGACGGAGAGUCCCACGGCGGGCUCGGCUUCGGCCCCGCGACCCGCGGGAACUACAACUCCCAGAAGGCCACGCGGCGGCCGUUCGCGCUCCUCCCCGCCCCCCGGCGUUGCGUCAUCGGCGGGCGGCAGUCGCGGGGCGAUGACGCCAGAGCCCGGUCCGGACUGUCAGUCGGAGCCGCGCGGCGGACGGACCCAGGGGCCCGCGGGGCCGGCGAGGCCAUGGCAGCUGUGUUUGACCUGGACCUGGAGACGGAGGAGGGCAGCGAGGCCGAGGCCGAGGCCGAUUCCAGCCCCGCGGGCCGGGGGCAGGUACGAGGAGGUGGAGCUGACGGAGGACAGUGUGAACCCGGGCCCCGAGCGCAUCGGCCCGCACUGCUUUGAACUCCUGCGGGUGCUGGGCAAAGGCGGCUACGGCAAGGUAUUCCAGGUUCGCAAGGUGCAGGGUGCCAACUCGGGCAAAAUAUACGCCAUGAAGGUGCUGAGGAAGGCCAAAAUCGUGCGCAACGCCAAGGACACGGCGCACACGCGCGCCGAGCGGAACAUUCUGGAGUCGGUGAGACACCCCUUCAUCGUGGAGCUGGCCUACGCCUUCCAGACCGGGGGCAAACUCUACCUCAUCCUUGAGUGUCUCAGUGGCGGCGAGCUCUUCACGCACCUGGAGCGGGAGGGCAUCUUCCUGGAGGACACGGCCUGCUUCUACCUGGGAGAGAUCACACUGGCCCUGGGCCACCUCCACGCCCAGGGCAUCAUCUACCGGGACCUCAAGCCCGAGAACAUCAUGCUCAACAGCCAGGGACACAUCAAACUCACCGACUUCGGGCUCUGCAAAGAAUCCAUCCACGAUGGCGCCGUCACCCACACCUUCUGUGGCACCAUCGAGUACAUGGCCCCCGAGAUUCUGGUGCGUAGCGGCCACAACCGAGCGGUGGACUGGUGGAGCCUGGGGGCCCUGAUGCACGACAUGCUCACCGGCUCGCCCCCCUUCACUGCUGAGAACCGGAAGAAGACCAUGGACAAGAUCGUCAAAGGGAAGCUGGUGCUGCCCCCGUACCUCACCGCCGACGCCCGGGACCUCAUCAAGAAGUUUCUGAAGCGGAAUCCUGCGCAGCGGAUGGGGGGCGGCCCCGGGGACGCUGCCGACGUGCAGAGGCACCCCUUCUUCCGGCACAUCAACUGGGAUGACCUCCUGGCCCGCCACGUGGACCCUCCGUUCAGGCCCUCUCUGCAAUCCGAGGAGGACGUGAGCCAGUUUGACGUGCGGUUCACCCGCCAGACACCCGUGGACAGCCCCGACGACUCGGCCCUCAGCGAGAGCGCUGACCAGGCCUUCCUGGGCUUCACCUACGUGGCCCCGUCCGUGCUGGACAGCAUCAAGGAGGGCUUCUCCUUCCAGCCCAAGCUGCGCUCCCCCCGCCGCCUCAACAGCAGCCCCCGGACCCCCAUCAGCCCCCUGAAGUUCUCACCCUUCGAGGGGUUCCGGCCCAGCCCUGGCCCCCAGGAGCCCAUGGAGACCCCCCCGCCUCCACUGCUGCCGCCGCCUUCACCGCCGCCCGCCAGGACGCCCCCCCUCCCCAUCCGGCCCCCCUCGGGGGUCAAGAGGUCCAAGAAGGGCCGCGGGCGCCCUGGGCGCUAGGAGGGGCGGGCAGUGGCUCUGGCCCAGGGACGGUGCGGGGUGCAGAGGUGUGUGGGAGUGUCUCGUGGGGGGCGGGGCGGUGCCCUGAAUCACGUGUGAGGGCAGCCGCGGGGGUCGCCCCCCGAGCUGUGGCCCGUGGGAUUAAAGGACUCGAUCACGGCG
Messenger RNA from Sorex araneus (European shrew), 1927 nucleotides. It is a transcript of the gene RPS6KB2, whose product is annotated as ribosomal protein S6 kinase B2. Lineage: Eukaryota; Metazoa; Chordata; Mammalia; Eulipotyphla; Soricidae. Gene Ontology annotation, biological process: protein phosphorylation. The transcript has 14 exons. Bases 272 to 1765 code for a protein of 497 amino acids. The record is from RefSeq and is a predicted model, not a curated record. Gene Ontology annotation, molecular function: protein serine/threonine kinase activity; ATP binding.